Molecule: messenger RNA, 1553 nt
Organism: Alligator sinensis (Chinese alligator)
Lineage: Eukaryota; Metazoa; Chordata; Crocodylia; Alligatoridae
Gene: TEKT2
Product: tektin 2
Exons: 9
Coding region: 58-1350 (430 amino acids)
Biological process (GO): cilium assembly; cilium movement involved in cell motility
Cellular component (GO): nucleus; microtubule cytoskeleton
Source: RefSeq, a predicted model, not a curated record
CUGUUUCUAUGAGUAAGCACAGUGGGUUUCCACCCUGGUCUAGCAGAUAUUGCUGCCAUGGCCACUCUAAGUGUGAAGCCUGGGCAGAGAUUCGCAGUGUCCGACUGGCACAUCAACAGCGACCUCAUCUCGACAAACGCCGAGAGGCAGCGUUCUGCUUCCCACCAGAUCCGUCAGGAGGCCAGGUUUCUCCGCAACGAAACCAACAACCAGACAAAAUGGGAUGAACAUGACAACCGGACGCGGCUGGCUGAGCGCAUCGACAGCGUGAACCGAUGGAAGGAGACGCUGGACAAAUGCCUCGCUGACAUAGACACAGAAAUCGAUGCCUUAGCCAAAAUGAAGGAGGCAGCAGAGCGUGCCCUGCAGGCUAAGAACUUGCCCCUGGAUGUUGCAAUCGAGUGCUUGACACUACGUGAAAGCCGCCGGGCCAUUGAUGUGGUGAGGGAUCCUGUGGAGGAUGAGUUGCACAAGGAGGUGGAGGUGAUUGAUGGAGCCAAGAGAGAUCUGCAGCAGAAAGUGAUCCAGGCCUUUGAGCAGCUCUGCCUUCUGCAGGAGGCACGCCAGCAGCUAAAUUUUGAUCACCGCGGGAAAAUGGAAGCACUGGAGAUAGACCAUGUCUGCUUGUCACUCAAUGUCAAUUCUCCCAACAUUUCAUUCAAGGUCAAUCCAACCCGGGUCCCUAUUGGAUCAACGACACCUCAAGAGUGGGACCAGUACAGUCAGUACAACAAGGACCGAGCUGAAGCAGAAAUGAAAGCUUCCAGGGAACUGCGGGAAGCGAUAGCACUCACCAUUGCCCAGACAAACAAUGAACUGGAGGCACAGCGAGUAGCCACAGAAUUUGCUUUGCGCAAGAGAAUCCGGGAGCUGGAGAAAGCCUACGAUGAGCUCAAGUGGCAGGAGAAGAAUACCCUGGAGGAGAUUGCAGAGAUGGAACAGGACAUUCGACGCCUGGAGGAGGAUCUCAGGAAGAAGAUGUGGGAUCUCAAGCUGGCGCACACUCGCCUGGAGACCAGGACUUACCGCCCCAAUGUGGAGCUGUGCCGGGAUCAGGUCCAGUAUGGAUUAACUGAUGAAGUGCAUCAGCUGGAAAACACCAUCGAGGCCCUGAAGCAAAAGCUUGCACAGUCACAGGGUGCCUUAGAUGCUCUGUAUAAACACUUGCAUCACAUCCAGACAGACAUCAGCUACAAAGCCAACUCCCUGAUGCUGGACAACAAGUGUAUGGACAAUAGGAGAAAGCUCACUGUUCCAGCUGAGAAAUUUGUGCCAGAGGUUGACACCUUCAAUCGAACCACUAACCGAACCCUCUGCCCUCUGAAAAGCAGGCAGCUGGAGCUGGCUUAACUUCCUGGAAACAGUCUUGUGCAAUGAGCCACAUGAAAGAUAAAGCUGCUAGUGACUCUGCUCCAUACCAAGGAAAGCUGACAUCUGCGUUGUGUUAGAAAAAUGUUAUUCUCCUCCCCUCAAUUUGUUAUAUAACUGUCUGUCCCCUUGUAUGAUGUCUGUGGCCUCCUUCACUCUGAGGAGCACCGUAAACAAUAAAGGGU